AACAUAACUAAUUAACUAUUCAGAAAAAACCAAAAAACACUCACUUUUUUUUUUCUCUCGCAAACACUAAAAACCUCAUAGUGUCGACAUGGGUUACUGCCAAGACGACCAGCUAGUGAACACGAUCUGCGAUCUGUACGAAAAGAUCUCGAAGCUUGAGUCCCUAAAACCUAGUGAAGAUGUCGACACUCUUUUCAAGCAGCUCGUGUCCACAUGCAUACCACCAAACCAUAACAUCGACGUCACCAAGAUGUCUGAAAGCAUCCAAGAAAUGAGAUCAAGCCUCAUCAAACUCUGUGGAGAAGCAGAAGGUCACUUAGAACAUCACUUUUCUUCAGUCUUAACCUCUUUUGAAGACAACCCACUUCACCAUUUGAACCUUUUCCCUUACUACAACAACUAUCUCAAACUUAGCAAGCUCGAAUACGAUCUCCUCGAACAGAACCUGAACGGAUCUGUUCCAAAGACUGUAGCUUUCGUUGGCUCUGGUCCUCUCCCUCUCACCUCCAUCGUUCUUGCGUCUUUCCAUCUCAAAGACUCAAUCUUUCACAACUUUGACGUCGACCCAUCAGCGAAUUCUGUUGCAGCUCGUCUUGUUUCCUCUGAUCCUGAUCUCUCUCAACGAAUGUUCUUCCACACCGUUGAUGUAAUGGAUGUGACAGAGAGCUUGAAGGGCUUCGACGUUGUGUUCUUGGCUGCUCUUGUCGGUAUGGAUAAACAGGAGAAGAUUAAAGUGAUCGAGCAUCUUGAGAAACACAUGUCUCCUGGUGCUUUGCUCAUGUUGAGAAGCGCUCAUGGUCCUAGAGCCUUUCUAUAUCCCAUCGUUGAGCCUUGUGAUCUCCAAGGUUUCCAAGUGUUAUCCGUUUAUCACCCCACCGAUGAAGUUAUCAACUCUGUUGUCGUCUCAAGGAAGCUCGGUGGAGGAGAUGGUGUUGUUCAUGAUGACAUGGAUCAUCAAGAUUCUGGUUUCGCUUGCAACUGUUCCAAGAUCCAUGCGAUUAUGAACAAGAAGAAGAGCAUAAUUGAGGAGUUCGCAGGCGCUGCUAUUGAAGAACAGCCUACUUAGAAAUACUUAGAAAAAUGCUGUUUUAUUUUUCUUGAAAUCUAUCUAUGAUGUUUUUUCUUACUGAGAUGUUGCAUGUUCUUGAUACAGUACUGUUCUUGUCUUUUAUCUUUUUCAUUGUUCUGUUUCUUAGCAUCUGAUUUGUGAUUUGACAAUGACUACUUUUUGU
This is a messenger RNA of Eutrema salsugineum, 1232 nucleotides long. Its product is annotated as probable nicotianamine synthase 4. The transcript has a single exon. Gene Ontology annotation, biological process: nicotianamine biosynthetic process. Gene Ontology annotation, molecular function: nicotianamine synthase activity. NCBI's taxonomy places the organism in Eukaryota, Viridiplantae, Streptophyta, Magnoliopsida, Brassicales, Brassicaceae. The record is from RefSeq and is a predicted model, not a curated record. Bases 89 to 1066 code for a protein of 325 amino acids.